AAUUUUUCAUCUUUCUUUAUCCUUUUCUAGAUUUUCUUUUUACCCUUCAAUCACUUAUCUAUAUCUAUCUACCUUUCAUGCUCUUUCACCACUCCUUCAAUAAAAUCUAUCAUUUAAUCAAUUCCUCUCUCUCUUACAACACUCAAGAAGCGAGACACAGAGGAGAGAUUUUGUUUCAGACAUCAAUGGCCGGGACUGGAUUGUUUGCAGAGAUUCUUGAUGGAGAAGUCUACAAAUACUACGCUGAUGGAGAGUGGAAAACUUCUUCCUCAGGUAAGAGUGUUGCCAUCAUUAACCCGGCCACAAGGAAGACACAGUACAAGGUUCAAGCAUGCACGCAAGAAGAAGUGAACGCGGUGAUGGAACUGGCGAAAUCGGCUCAGAAAGCGUGGGCGAAAACUCCUCUUUGGAAAAGAGCUGAGCUUCUUCACAAAGCUGCUGCAAUCCUCAAGGACAACAAAGCUCCCAUGGCUGAGUCUCUUGUCAAAGAAAUCGCUAAACCCGCCAAAGAUUCUGUUACUGAGGUUGUGAGGUCUGGAGAUUUGAUCUCUUAUUGUGCUGAAGAAGGUGUUAGGAUCUUAGGUGAAGGGAAGUUUCUUCUCUCUGAUAGCUUCCCCGGUAAUGACCGUACUAAGUACUGCCUCACUUCCAAGAUCCCGCUCGGUGUGGUUUUGGCUAUUCCUCCAUUCAAUUAUCCGGUCAAUCUCGCUGUGUCAAAGAUCGCUCCUGCUUUGAUUGCCGGAAACUCUCUUGUCCUCAAACCUCCAACUCAAGGAGCUGUUUCUUGUCUUCACAUGGUACAUUGCUUUCACUUAGCCGGUUUCCCAAAAGGUCUUAUCAGCUGCAUCACCGGAAAAGGAUCUGAGAUCGGAGAUUUCCUCACUAUGCACCCUGCUGUUAACUGCAUUAGUUUCACGGGUGGUGAUACCGGAAUCUCAAUCUCUAAGAAAGCCGGUAUGAUCCCUCUUCAAAUGGAACUUGGAGGUAAAGAUGCAUGCAUUGUCCUAGAGGAUGCUGAUCUUGAUUUAGUUGCUUCCAAUAUCAUCAAAGGAGGAUUCUCUUACAGCGGGCAGAGAUGCACUGCGGUUAAGGUAGUCCUAGUAAUGGAAUCAGUGGCGGAUGAGGUUGUUGAAAAAGUGAAAGCUAAAGUGGCCAAACUCACGGUAGGACCGCCUGAAGAAAACUCCGAUAUCACGGCAGUGGUGUCGGAAUCUUCAGCUAACUUUAUUGAAGGAUUGGUGAUGGAUGCUAAGGAGAAAGGAGCAACCUUUUGUCAAGAGUAUAAAAGAGAAGGUAACUUGAUUUGGCCUUUGCUUUUGGACAAUGUUAGACCGGACAUGAGGAUCGCGUGGGAGGAACCAUUCGGUCCUGUCGUGCCCGUCUUAAGGAUCAACUCUGUUGAAGAAGGCAUUAAUCAUUGCAAUGCUAGCAACUUUGGCCUCCAGGGAUGUGUAUUCACAAAAGACAUCAACAAGGCUAUACUGAUCAGUGAUGCAAUGGAGACAGGAACGGUUCAGAUCAACUCUGCGCCAGCUCGUGGACCGGACCACUUCCCUUUCCAGGGACUUAAGGACAGUGGAAUAGGAUCACAAGGUGUGACAAAUAGCAUCAAUUUGAUGACCAAAGUGAAGACCACUGUCAUCAACUUGCCUACACCAUCUUACUCUAUGGGGGACGGUUUCAUCUCACGACUGUGAUUCGAGCACACAAAAAUCCUUUUGAUAAAUCUUUGGAGUUUAU
Arabidopsis arenosa is the source of this 1740-nucleotide messenger RNA. Lineage: Eukaryota; Viridiplantae; Streptophyta; Magnoliopsida; Brassicales; Brassicaceae. The record is from the annotation of a GenBank genome assembly.